GCGGUUGCCGGGCAACCUUUGUAACGACAUGACCGAGUUGCACCAGGCGGCAGCAGCGGGGGACUUCGAUCGGGUCGAGGAGAUCCUGGGGCAAAACAAAUGCAAUCCCAACCAGAGAGACAUCGACUGGAGUCACAAGACGCCUCUGCACUGGGCGGCAGCUAAAGGACAUACAGAAACGGUCAGGAUCCUGAUCGAGCAUGGAGCCAGGCCGUGUCUGAGGACGGAGCAUGGAUGGACCCCUGCCCACUUUGCUGCAGAGUCUGGUCGGCUGGCCGUGCUGCGCCUGCUGCACUCCCUCCACGCCCCUAUAGACAAGGAGGACUGCUGUGGAGACAGACCAGCGCGCAUAGCUGAAAUAUAUGGACACCAGGACUGCGUUCGAUUCCUUAAAAAAGCAGAAAUUGAGUGCCAGGCCUACCGAAAGAUGGCAGCCCAAAAAGAGAUUUCACUGGACGAUACGGACGAGGAGUGGGCAGAACAAGGCAAGGAGAACGAGGAAAACAGGAUCUCAAACAGUAACAUUCAGACAUGAACACAGCAAAGUGUUUGGACACCCUUCAAUUAACAGUGUUUCUGUGGCAUUUCAGUGCUUUAGUAAAGAAAAACAUACAGUAUUGCUGAAUCCACAUUUGUCAUUACCAUAGUUUGAUUUAAAGAUGAGAAACACCGUAACAGUUCUACGAAACAAACCUUACAACAACAACAUUGUAUGUACAGUGGACUUACAAAUCGCAGGUAAAUAAACCAAAAUAAACAACCAAAGAGCAGUCGAAUCAGA
Molecule: messenger RNA, 781 nt
Organism: Larimichthys crocea (large yellow croaker)
Lineage: Eukaryota; Metazoa; Chordata; Actinopteri; Sciaenidae
Gene: ankrd66
Product: ankyrin repeat domain 66
Exons: 3
Coding region: 29-535 (168 amino acids)
Molecular function (GO): protein binding
Source: RefSeq, a predicted model, not a curated record